Messenger RNA from Amphibalanus amphitrite, 4922 nucleotides. Its product is annotated as claspin-like. Lineage: Eukaryota; Metazoa; Arthropoda; Thecostraca; Balanomorpha; Balanidae. Gene Ontology annotation, molecular function: anaphase-promoting complex binding. Gene Ontology annotation, biological process: mitotic DNA replication checkpoint signaling; activation of protein kinase activity; mitotic G2 DNA damage checkpoint signaling. The record is from RefSeq and is a predicted model, not a curated record. The coding region runs from base 106 to 4425 and encodes 1439 amino acids. The transcript has 20 exons.
CGGAAUUUAUCAAAGAGACUGAUGAUGCUCACAGCUCCCAGUCGUAUUUUGCGUUUUGGGAUGAAACUGAAACAGCGCGAAUAAAGGGCACAGAUUGCUGCUGCAAUGGCUGCAGCUGUGGUGGAGUCCUCUAUUCAGGAGAGCAUUGCCAACACUCCAGCAGCACAUAUGGCAGCCAGUCAGUCUGAGCCAGAACAGCUCAAUGCUUCUGGAACUGUUGCAGCCCAGAGCACUGUUGAGAGCCAGUCUGCUAAGAAAUCAUCUCAGGAAUGUAAUCAGGCAGCUGCAGCUGACGCACCCAGUAAGGACCAUGUGAGCGCUGAGUCACAGGAGCCUGCCGCUGCCAGUGACGAUGACACACAGCCAGAGAGCAGCCCUCAGCAGCGGGCGGACGGAGGACGGGCCUCAGACUCUGACAGUGACGAGGAGCCGGUGCACCGGCCGCGCGCGCGCCGCCUGGCCGUGGACAGUGACGACGAGCCGUCCGACCCAGCGCCGCCGCCGGCCGACCACGGAGACUCGGACGGCGGGUCAGAGACGGCGGGGAAGGCGCCGGCGCGCGGCCGGGUCCGCCGGCCCGUCCUCGACUCCGAGGAGGAGGACGGACCCGGCUCGGGCAGGGACGGGGCAGCCGAGAAGGGGGCCGGGCCGCCGGCGGAGGGAGGGGCCGCCGGCGGGGACUCUGAGGACGAGGAGAGGACGAGGAAGGAGAAGAACAUGAGGCGGCUGAUGGCGCUCGCCGACAGCUCGUCAGAGGACGAGAGGCCCCGGCCCGACACUCCGGCCUCGCCCACGCCAGCAAUGGAUGCUGAUGAAGACCAAGCGGGAACAACCAAGUCUGGCAGAAAGAAAAAGCCACAGAAGAAGAAAGCUGAGAGGCGCAAAAUCGAGCAGGAGGCGGCCGAGCAGAUGCGUCAGAUCCGCAGCGCCGCCCAGCGGCGGACGCGCGAGUCGCGGCUGAACCUGCCCUACCACCGGCCGCGCCAGCGGACCCUGCACGAGUUCCUGGCGCGCCGACAGAAGGCGCCCGCGCUGCCCGACCACCCGAGACUGGCCGCCGAUGAGGCCGACUAUAUCACGAAGAAGCUGCAGGAGAAGGAAAAGGAGAUUGAGCAGUUUUACAAGUCCGAGUCUGAGAAGGGGGACGACUCGGACCCGGAGUGGAAGCCGGACGGCGCUGCCGCCGCCGCGGACAGCUCGCAGCCGCCCGCCGCUCGCGUCGCUGCUCCCGCCGCUGCUCCUGCCCCCGCUGCUGCUGCCGCUGCUGCUCCUGCUCCUGAGGCGCGGGAGGAGGAGGAGGAUGACCGCGUGCUGUCCCAGUCGUCGCAGAAGGUCCAGGAGUGGCUGGAGGGGGUGCAGCCGGCGGGAGAGGGUGCCCACACCCCGCCCAUGUCGGACGAGACGCCGGAGACGCACACUGAGACCGAAAGAACGGCACCGGGCCCGGAGACGGAGCCGCGGGACACGGAAAUGGAGACGGAGACCGGCACAGCUGCAGGGACGGAGAGCACUGCGGCAACGGGAGCAGCAGCGGACACCGGCCCUGCGGAGCCCGCCGCCGGGUCUGCCGGGGAGCGGGGGGAGACCGAGCCGGAGCCUCCUGCAGAGGAGCGGCCGGCGGAGACGGAGGAGUCCCGCUCCGUGUCGGCGGACACAGAGACCACCAGCCUGGCGCCGGGCGACAGCGCCUCCGAGGUCAACGCCCGCGCUGCUGCCGCCGCCUCUGCUACCCCCUCUGCCGCCGCCCCUUCCGCCCCUGCCGCUGCUCCCUCUACGUCCGCCGGCGCGGGCUCGGCGGGCCGGCUGGCCCGUCUCGCGGCCCGCCUGCCGCAGCUGGGCGCCGUGCUGGGCGCCACACCGCGGCUCCAGCGGCGCGGAGAGGUCGUCUCACUGGACGACAGUGACGAGGAGCGCGGCGCGCCCGAGCCGACCGAGCUGGACCGGUUCGUGGAGCGGUUCGUGCGCCACUCCAACGCUAAACCCAAGAAGGCUGAGAAGAAAACCGUCAACAUCAGCCUGGUGCGGUUCGAGAGUGACGCGGCGGGCGGCCAGCAGCUGGUGGCCGACUCUGUGCCAGUGACGGUGACCUCCGGUGACCCGGCCGAGCCCUCUGACGGGCCGCCGGGCGCGCAGCGGCAGCAGCUGCGGCGCGCGCUGCGCGACACCAUCCGCCGGCAGAGGGAGGAGGCGCGGCAGAGGAGGGAGCGCCAGUACAAACUGUACAACAGCGAACAGGUGGACGACGGCUACCUGGACGACCUGCCGGACGAGGAGGCGGAGCUUAGUGACGUCAGCAGUAACAGCGGCGAAUCAGAGCCCGAGGAGGAGCCUCCGCUGACGGAGACGCCGCGGAAACGCUGUCCGCUGGUGGAUGACGAGGCGGAACAGGACGAGGAAGAGGACGGAGACGGAGACGGAGACGGAGACGGAGAUGAGGGGGACAAGGGGGAGAAGGGAGGAGAUGAUGAACUGAAGCUGGUUCUCGAGGAUGACGAUGAGGACCUGCUGGGCUCACCGCCGCGUCGGGCCAGCGUCACCACGGAGCCGGAGCUGUUCAGCACACAGCCGAGCGGCCCACAAGCGGACUCAGCGAGUCAGGCGGACUCCCAGGACUCUGACCGGGCCAGCAGCUCUCUGGUGACGGCGCACCAGCCCGGCGGAGGGUUCAGGUUCGGCGGUACCUGCGCCGCCGCCGACGGGCCCGGACAGGAGUCUGCGGGGCUCACCCCCGCCCUGGACUCCCAGCCGACCGGCGGACAGCCGGAUACGCAGCCGGUGGACGGGGAGCCGGACACCCAGCCUACGGACGGGACGGGCAGUUUCAGCGUGCCCCCGGCUGACGACUGGGACGCGCUGCCGGCCGGCGCCGCGGACGACCUGCCCGACUCGCUGUCCCAGCUGGGGCCGCUGCGGCUGAGCCCGGAGCCGCGCGGCGCCGCCGGCCGCGGCCCCCGCUCAGCCAUCGGCGCGCUGAUCGACCCCGCCGCGGACGACACCAUGGACGACCUGAUGAGUCUCUGCUCCGGGAAAUUCGACGCUGCGCCGGUCUCUGGCCGCCCUACGAAGGUGACCCGCGCCGACACCCAGCCGGUGGACCUCCUCUCCGUGCCAGCGCCAACCAACAAAGACGGCGUGUGGACGGCCGGGGCGGCCUCUAAGAAGGGCUCCGACCGCGGCCCGUCCUCGGAGCCACUGCCGGGGAUGUCGCUGAUGUCGGCGGUCGACAUGUUCGAGGACGGCAACGCCAACAUGCCGCUGGACAUUGUCUCCGAUGACGAGGACGCCUCCAACACUCAGCUGGUCCGGCAGAAGAAGCGGCGCCGACGGCUCGUCUUCUCAGAUGACGAGGGGAGCGGCGAGGACGAGCCGUUUGAACACGGUGCCGCCGGCAGUGAGGACGAGGACGGAGAGGACAGCGGAGAGGACAGCGUGCAGGCGGCGCGCGCAGAGGACAGCUCCCUGCCCACCGACUUCACCGGCUUCCUCGGCGGCGACCGGAAAAAAGUUCGGUCGGAGUUUUUCGAGGCGGAGGCGGAGCUGUCGGGCUCGGACGAGCCGUCCGAGGACGAGGAGGACGGGGACGAGCUGGACAGGAUGGACGAGGAGGAGGCCGACGCCGAGCUCAUCGACGAGCGAAAACUGCGGCUCGAGGUGGAGCGGAUCCACCAGAAGAAGGCGCUGGACGAGGACAUCCGCGAGAUGAAGCUGUUCCAGGAGCGCUUCCUCGAGGACGGUGACCUGCACGGCAAGGGCCGCGAGAGGAAGUUCCGCUGGAGUAACGCAGACGACACCGGUGACGACUCGAACGAGCGCCGCCAGUCGGACGACGAGGCCGACCCCGGUGAGGAGGAGCGGGACGAAAAGUGGCGAAUGGAGCGGCACGAGCGAGAAAAGUGGCUCCAGGAGCACGGACAGAAGGGUCCUGAAGAGGACGAGGAGCCCCAGAGUGGCGGAUUCACGUUCAUCAAGCCGGGCCAGCGGGUGGUGCGGCGACUACAGAAGCCGGCUGAGUCCGCUCCGGCCGCCCCCGCCCCCGCCGCUGCCGCCCGCCCGGCCGGCCAGCCGCCUCCGCUUCCCUCCAGCCCGCGGGCCGUCAAGUUGGUGUCCCGGGGCUCGUUCCUGCGCCGGGGGAAGGAGGCGCUGGCCCGCCUGGUGACCACGGCGCGCUCCCUGAGCCUGCCGGCCGGCAGCUCCUCCAAAAACUCCUCCAACCGCACCUUCUCGAUGGGGAAGCGGCAGCAGUCCGAGUCGGAGCCCGACCCGGAGGUCGAGGAGCAGUUCCAGCAGACCGUCGAGGAGAAGACGACCAAGCGGAAGACGCCCAGCACUCCCGCCACGGACCCGAAGCGCGCCAAGUUGUCUCGCAGCUUCUCCUCGCUGGCGGAAGACAGCCAGUCCAGCAGCCUGUUUAGCAUCAUCUUGUAGCGUCCGCCGGCCGCGGCGGCAGGGGCGCCGCGCAGAGGUCCGAAGGGUGUCCGUCUGACGUGUGUGCGUGUCUUCGGGUGAACGGGCAUUGGCCGCUCAAUAUGCACUAUGUGCGAUCGUGGGUGUUUAUAGUACGAGUGGGUGCGAACUGUGCUGUUUAUAGUAUGAGUGGGGUGAUUGUGUUGUACGCUUGUAUGUGAGAGUGAUCUGGAACCUGUAUUUAGCUCGGAUGAAAGUUAGUUGGUUUUAUUUGUGUGGUUUUCGUGUGGAAUAGAAACUUUUACCGAGUAUUAGUGGCUAGUUUUAGGUGACUACGGGCGAUUUUUUAGUUGUAAGAGCCUGCGAUUUUUAUGUUGCAUCUGCCAUCUGGUGAACUUUUUCGAGAGUUCAAUUUAAACGUAGUGGCAUUUCACCAAACAGUACAGUGAAUGAUACCAAAUGUGUACAGCUUGUUUUGCAUCACCGGUUAGCUGAUAAAUACAUAAGAAACAUGUCAA